This is a messenger RNA of Aricia agestis (brown argus), 1308 nucleotides long. RefSeq names its product alpha-N-acetylgalactosaminidase-like. Gene Ontology annotation, biological process: oligosaccharide metabolic process; glycosylceramide catabolic process; glycoside catabolic process. Gene Ontology annotation, cellular component: cytoplasm. Gene Ontology annotation, molecular function: alpha-galactosidase activity. The coding region runs from base 59 to 1288 and encodes 409 amino acids. The transcript has 9 exons. Lineage: Eukaryota; Metazoa; Arthropoda; Insecta; Lepidoptera; Lycaenidae. The record is from RefSeq and is a predicted model, not a curated record.
UUAGAGUAAAUAAUAAAUAGAUUAUAAUACAGUAAGUCAGGCCAGUGUUAUUCUAAAUAUGGAUUUAAAGGUAAUUCUCAGUGUGUUCGCAUGCAGCUGCUAUUUUGCAGUAUUAGCCUUGGACAAUGGGUUGGCUCUGACGCCGCCCAUGGGCUGGCUUACCUGGCAGAGAUUCCGGUGUAUCACCGAUUGCAAGAAGUAUCCAAAUGAAUGUAUAAGUGAAGCGCUAAUAACUCGCACAGCUGAUAUCAUGGUGAAGGAGGGCUAUCUCCAGGCCGGCUACAACUACGUGGGCAUCGACGACUGCUGGCUCGAGAGGGAGAGAGAUGAACAUGGCCUCCUGGUGCCAAACAAGGAGAGAUUCCCGAAUGGCAUGAAAGCGAUUGCUGAUUAUCUCCACAACAAAGGCAUGAAGUUCGCGCUAUACGAGGACUACGGAAACUUGACCUGCGCGGGCUACCCUGGUGUGCUUGGCCAUGAGGAAGUAGACGUGGAGACCUUCGCCAACUGGGAUGUGGACUAUGUCAAGCUAGACGGCUGCUAUGUGGAAACGGAGAAAAUGGAUACAAGUUACCCACAGUUUGGUAAAUUGAUGAACAAGACUGGACGGCCAAUAGUCUACUCCUGCAGUUGGCCUGCAUACCAGAAAAAACCCGAUUAUGCCUCAAUCGCCAAGCACUGCAAUCUCUGGCGGAACUACGAUGACAUCCAGGACUCCUGGGGGUCUCUCACCAACAUUAUGAAUUGGUUUGGAGAUAACCAGGCUGACUUCGCACACUACGCUGGCCCAGGACGAUGGAAUGAUCCAGAUAUGCUCAUCAUUGGCAAUUUUGGUCUAUCCCUGGACCAAGCAAGAGUGCAGAUGGCUAUUUGGUCUAUCUUGGCAGCACCAUUACUAGUUAGUGUGGAUUUGGCCACCAUUAGACCAGAAUUUAAGGAGAUACUACUGAACAAAGAGAUCAUUGCUAUCGACCAAGACGUUAUGGGUAAACAAGGCCUCAGGGUGUGGAGGGAAAAGAACAUUGAGAUUUGGACUCGCGAGCUUUUUGAUGGGUCGUACGCGAUCGCAUUUGUGAAUCAAAGGGAUGAUGGCGCCCCGCACUCAGUAAGCGUUACAUUCAAUGACAUGAAAAUAGAGAAACAGGGCUACAAAGUUCAUGAUCUGUAUAAAGAAGAAGAGAAUAGGUAUAUUGGACCUAAGGAGAAAUUCGAGACAAGAAUAAACCCUUCGGGCGUAAAGUUCUACAAAUUUACCCCCAAUAGAUUGCGAGCUGUUGAAAUAGUUUAAUCCAAUGUUUUUCAAACUGU